AUUAGAUAGCUAAACACACUUUGCUCCCAGAUAAGAUUUUGAACUCUCUGACGUAGGGAAUACAUCCCUUUGUGUUUGUUUGUGACAUUAAGCAACAACACCCAGAACUAGCUAGCUAAACAAAACACCCUGCAGCUCUCUAAUAAGAAUUUGAACUCUCUGACCAAGAAAAUGAAGCAAAAGGUAGUGAUCCGGAUCACCUUAAAUAAUGGCAAAAAGAAUGCUCGGUCCAAGGCCAUGCAGAUUGCAGUUGGUCUACAAGGUGUGGAAUCAGUCGCUCUACAAGGUGAGGAUAACAGUCAGAUUGUUGUUGUUGGGGACAACAUUGAUUCAGUCAACUUGACAUCUUUGCUGAGGAAGAAAGUUGGAUCUGCUGAUUUAACGAGUGUCUCCCCAGUCAGUACUGAGGGGGAAAAACAAAAGCAAGAGACCAAACCUAGUGAAUCUGGAAUACAAUCAAUGGUUUGGCCAACUUAUCAAGCUGGUGUGCCAUAUUAUUAUCAACCUAGUGUGCCAUAUCAUUAUGUAUACGAUGCAAUGGAUUACAACCAGAACUUUUGCACUAUUUUGUGACCUAUGCGUAGGAAUUAUUUGAUGGCUAAAACUUAGGUAAAGUUUCUUCGGUGCCGUAUCUUAGAGAAAAGUUUAGGAAGUGUGUAUUGAUUUUCUAUAGUUUUUAUUCAAUUGAAAAUUGAAAAUUUUGUCUUAAAUCAUGAUAUGAAGUGACAAUAAAAUUAUAGAGAAAGAGUGUUGUUGA
Quercus lobata is the source of this 757-nucleotide messenger RNA. Its product is annotated as heavy metal-associated isoprenylated plant protein 47-like. The coding region runs from base 172 to 573 and encodes 133 amino acids. Lineage: Eukaryota; Viridiplantae; Streptophyta; Magnoliopsida; Fagales; Fagaceae. The record is from RefSeq and is a predicted model, not a curated record. The transcript is spliced from 3 exons.